This is a messenger RNA of Neohortaea acidophila, 1510 nucleotides long. Its product is annotated as Adenylosuccinate synthetase. The record is from RefSeq and is a predicted model, not a curated record. The transcript is spliced from 2 exons. Gene Ontology annotation, biological process: IMP metabolic process; 'de novo' AMP biosynthetic process. Gene Ontology annotation, cellular component: cytoplasm. Gene Ontology annotation, molecular function: GTP binding; adenylosuccinate synthase activity. The coding region runs from base 172 to 1434 and encodes 420 amino acids. NCBI's taxonomy places the organism in Eukaryota, Fungi, Ascomycota, Dothideomycetes, Mycosphaerellales, Teratosphaeriaceae.
GCCUGAUCUCUACACCAUCCACGCUAACCGCAAGCGGAUGUCUGCCCCACCAACCGCCGUGCGUGCCAAUGGCUCCCGCCGGUUGACGUGAAUUUCUCAACCCCUCCGUCAUCUUCUUUCUCAAAAAAAUGGCGACUCCGGCAUCACAUCGUAUUCGGACAAGCGAGCAUCAUGGCCACGAUUAUUCUCGGGGCGCAGUGGGGUGACGAAGGCAAGGGCAAGAUUGUCGAUGUCUUGAGCGAUGACGUGAAGCUGUGCUGCAGAGCGCAAGGAGGGCACAAUGCGGGACAUACCAUUGUCAAGGAUGGCAAGACCUUUGAUGUGCACAUCUUGCCCUCUGGUGUGCUGUCUCCGGGCUGCGUGAACCUCAUCGGCACCGGCUGCGUCGUCUACGUCCCCGGCUUCUUCAAGGAGAUUGAAAACCUGGAGAAACACGGCAUUUCCUGGCAAGACCGCAUCCUGAUCUCCGACCGUUGCCACGUCGAUCUCGAUCUCCACACCAAAGUCGAUGGCCUGGAAGAGGUGGAACUCGGCAAGGCCAACAUCGGCACCACCGGCAAAGGCAUCGGACCAACAUACUCCACCAAAGCCACGCGCUCGGGCAUCCACAUGGCGGAAAUCUUCAACAAGCGCCUCUUCGACGAGAAGCUCCUCAAUCUCGAGCGCGGCUACAAGAAGCGCUACGGCGACUUGCUGCAGUACGAUGCGGCGGAGGAGAUUGCCAGAUUCGACGUCUACCGCGAUCGCUUAAAGCCGUUUGUGGUCGAUCAGGUGCCUCUCAUCGAAUCUAUCGUCAAGGGCAACAUGCGCAUUCUCGUCGAGGGCAGUCAAGCGCUCAUGCUCGACAUCGAUGCCGGCACCUACCCCUACGUGACAUCGUCCAACACCGGCCUCGGCGGCGUCUUCACCGGUCUGCAUCUCAGCCCCAGAUCAAUCCGCGAAACAAUCGGCGUGGUGAAAGCCUACACGACCCGUGUCGGAUCCGGUCCCUUCCCCUCCGAACAGCUGAACGAAGUGGGCGAGAAGCUGCAAAAAAUCGGGCGCGAAUUCGGCGUGACGACCGGCCGGACACGACGUUGCGGCUGGCUCGAUCUCGUCGUCGUCAAAUUCUCCAACGCCAUCAACUGGUACGACGCCAUCAACCUCACCAAGCUCGACGUGCUCGACACUUUCGAUGAGAUCAAAGUCGCGACGGCAUACACCUACAAGGGUCAAGCUUUGCCUUCCUUCCCCGCCGACCUCGCCGUGUUGGAGACCAUGGAGGUCGAGUACGUCACUCUACCGGGCUGGAAGCAGAGCACCGUGGGCUUGAAGUCGUACGAUGAGCUUCCUGCGAAUGCGAGGAAAUACGUCGAGUUUAUUGAGAAGUUUGUUGGGGUGCGCAUCAAGUAUAUCGGGACUGGACCUGGGCGGGAGAGCAUGAUUGUGCGGUAGCCGUGGAAUCGAUCGCACGGAAUUGUGCUAGGCUGAACGCCGAAAACGUAUACCUUCAGACAGAGAUGGUGGAUAG